Stomoxys calcitrans (stable fly) is the source of this 2012-nucleotide messenger RNA. RefSeq names its product CD151 antigen. The coding region runs from base 594 to 1319 and encodes 241 amino acids. NCBI's taxonomy places the organism in Eukaryota, Metazoa, Arthropoda, Insecta, Diptera, Muscidae. The record is from RefSeq and is a predicted model, not a curated record. The transcript has 8 exons. Gene Ontology annotation, cellular component: membrane.
UGAACGACGGUAUUGAACGACGAACGGUGGUUAACUACGAACGGUGUCUAAGCCACAGCACAAAACGUAUGAAUAAAAUCGAACUCGGUAGAGCACAAGAAAACAAAAACAAAAAUUAAAAAAAAAGAGAAAAAUAUAUAAACGAAACGGACUAUGGUUUAACCAAACGAUUAACAAAGCGUCCACGUUUGAUUAAAAGUAAAAGGUUGUUUAUCUCCAAUCUUGUUCUAUGCUGAUCUGGACUAAGUGUUACUUGUGUGAGUGAAUGUUUGAAUAGAAUUGUUUGUGUCCAUGUCAAAUUCCCAGUGAGUCUUGGCGAUUGCAAUUCAACAAUUCGUUGCAAUAAACCACCUCUUUGGCCUUUCCCCUCCCGCAAAUCACUUUGGCUAUACAGAGUGACUUGAAAGUGUCAUUAGUUUGCAUCAUUGCAUUGGUUGCCUUGCCCCCUUGCCGUUUGUGAUCUAUCGAAACAGCCGCCAAAAUUGGUCGCCUUACGAAAACAUCAUUUAUUGUAAGUGACCUCAGGACAUUAUCGAUAUAUUUUGGGUUUUUUUGUAUUUAACACUUAAAUACACGUACUCGCACAUACACACAUGCAGGGUGAAGACAUGGGUUUCAGUUCCAGAAUGGACUGCUGCGGGCAGUUCGUGAAGUACAGUUUGUUUGUGGCAAAUUUCGUUAUAUUUGUUGGAGGUGCCACCGUUUUCUGUUUGAGUUUAUGGACCCUUGUCGAUCGGAGUUUUAUGAAUGAGCUGUUGGGUACAAAUCUAUUUUCGGGUGCUGUCUAUGUCUUAUUGGUGACAUCUGUGGCCAUAUGUCUGUUGUCGUUUUUGGGUUGUGUGGGAGCAGGAAAAGAAGUGAAAUGUUUGCUGUUAACGUAUUUCAUUAUGGUGGCUUUGGUAUUUGUUACAAUGCUAAUUGGAGGCAUAUUGGGUUAUGUGUUCCGCGAAAGAGUUCAACAAACCAUGAGACAGGAAAUGCGUUCCUCCAUGGCUUUGUAUGGCAGUCGGCGUGACAUUACCCAGGCCUGGGAUCAAACCCAAGAACGGCUACAAUGUUGCGGUGUUGAUACUUGGCAUGAUUGGAAUCGCUUUGGUCCCAUACCCGAAUCUUGCUGUCAAGAGAUUUUCGGUGGUCAACGCAAGGAAUGUACCAUAUUCCCCACCAUAACGAAUCUUUACAGUCAGGGUUGUUUGUAUGUGACCUCCAACUAUAUACGAGAACAUGCAGCUGUUAUAGGAGGCACAUCGAUAGGUGUGGCCAUAAUAAUGAUAUUUGGCAUGAUCUUUUCUUGUCUGCUAUUCAACAUGAUCGAAUAGUCUAUGGCCAGAGCCAAAGCAACAUUUUUAAUGUAAAUUUUUUGUAGUAAUUAAAGUCGCAAAAGCAUUUCCGAAAUCACAAAAAACCACAACUCAUAUGAAACAAAAUACGAUCCGUCCUUAAUUUUACAAUUUAAGAUAUACGAUGUGAAAUUUGACAGCAUUGCUACUGGAAGGAGUUCUGCCACAACUGGGCAGAAUGGAAGAUUUGCAGCAUUUCUACUGGAGGUCAUGCUACCUCAAGGUGACUGCCACCAUUUUUUUUUUUUUUCAAGAAAACUCGGCAAAUCUGCCUAAUGUUGAAAAUUUGGAAAACUUUUAAAGGUUAAUGCGGCCUUCAAUUGGAUCCCACUUAAUUCUGUUUUUUCUUAAAGGAAACAUGACAUCUCUACCAGCCGUCGUCGUUUAGAUUAUUUCUUUGUAAUAUUUGAAGUAUUAUAUCUUAUAUAGGAACUCUUCUAUACAGCAAAUAUUUUUAAAAUGUCAUUUUGAUACCUCUGUUUCAUAGAUAAUUUUCCCAACACUAUUAAAACAAAAAUUAAUUAUUAUAUGUGAAAUUUCACAUCAUUCUAUACAAAAUCCUAUAAACUUCAUGUUCAUUUCAUUGUUAUGUCGCUCUUUUUCCUCUAAAAUUGUAUUUGUAUUUGUUUUUUAAAAAUGUUGUUAUUUUCAUAUAAAAACAUUUUGUAUUUU